Messenger RNA from Cryptosporidium muris RN66, 2643 nucleotides. RefSeq lists its product as uncharacterized. Lineage: Eukaryota; Apicomplexa; Conoidasida; Eucoccidiorida; Cryptosporidiidae. Bases 1 to 2643 code for a protein of 880 amino acids. The record is from RefSeq and is a predicted model, not a curated record. The transcript has a single exon.
AUGAUCCUGAACCUUCUUCUAAGUACUAUAUUUACUUAUAUAACAGUGCUAUAUAAUACCAAGCACAGCCAAUUUAAUAAUAGUAGACAAAAAACAAAUAUAAACACCUUUCUUCAAAUAAAAUAUAAUCAAGAUAAGUCUAUAGAAGUUAGUAAUGACCAAAAAAAUUAUAUAGAGAAAGCAAUAGACUAUGAAGAUUCUAUACAAAGUGAAGAACUACAAGAACCGACAAUGAAAGAUUUCAUUGAAGAAGACUAUAACAAGGCUAUAAUAAAAAGAUCUCCAAAGAAAGUCAAACUUUCACAUAUAAAACCUAAACAAUUAACAGAAAGACCAGAAACAGAAAAGAUACCUACUGAUGAAUUUACUUUUAUGGUCAGACCUAACGAAAGAAUGUUAGGAAUUGAGCAAUUUGUAACUCCUGAAAUUGAAAAAUUAAACAAAAUUUACUACAGCAUAAGUGCUGGGUCUAUACUAGUUGAAGGAGAAGGAUCAAUUAAAAACUUAAAGACACCUAAUUUUGGUCACUUUUCGCUCCCCGGAUUCAUAAAAGAUGAAAUUUUUAAUAAAGAGUACUACCUUUCAACAGUUCCAUUUAUUCGUUAUACACCUUUAUUUAUAGAGGUUAGAGGAUCUGCAUAUAAUGCAGCCCUACAUGGAAUUUAUCAAAGAGAUGACUCACUUAUUCUUUCUAAUACUGACCAACGUUAUCCAUGGUAUGCUGAUCCUAUUCGUAGACCAGUAUAUAAGCGUAUAUCAUCAAACCCUACUUUAUAUAUAUUUUUUCUGACCUAUCCACUUGAAAGAUGGUGUAUAGGAGACACAUGGCCAAUCUCAAAUCCAAAAUCAUCAACAGGAAAGAUAUAUGCAGAAAUAUUAGGAAGACCAUACUCACCAGCUUUUUCACGAGGAUGGUAUGUACAACCUAGAAAGUAUGCUGCACAUGACAUAGUUCCCUAUAUAGAUUUAGAUCCAAGUUCACCAUUAAGAAAUCCCUUACCAGUAAAAAUCCCUCCAGGUCUAGAAUCAAAAAGAGUCGUUAUUUUUGACAAAGAUCUCAUUGUUGAUGAAGCCAGACCAUUCACAUUCUUACCCCCUAAAUCACCAUUACUACAAAGUUUACCUUUAGUGCAAUCUCCAGAUGAUGUCAAACUAUUUCCUGGUUGUCCAAAUAUGCACAUGAGUAGGUUUAGUGGAAUUACAAAAUACAAUACGCCUACAUGUAUACCACCAACCAGAGGAAUUUUAGAUAUAGUGCUUAAUGGAGCAAAUGGAUACUUUAACAAUGCACUAUACUCUUGGGAAGGAUACUUUAAAAAUAGACCUUACUUUGUACAGAGAGGCCCACUAAGAGACGAAUCUGGGGCAAUACUACAAAGCUCAAUAGUUGAAUAUCCCGGGGAUACAUUAUACUUAUGGUCAUUAGUAGAAGAAUCAAAAAAAACAACUUGGUAUUUAUCUAGACAACUUGGAAACACACACUCUAGUCAGGUAGGGGCAAUCUGGCAACGACCUGAAUCAUCAAGAGUUACUUCACCUGUAGAUUGGCCAGCAGAAAGGGGACUAGAACUUGAACCAGAUGGUUGGACUUUUCCAAGACCCCCAUUUAAAAAAAAGUACUUAUAUAAUACUCCAAAAGGGAAAUAUUCAAAUGAAAAAACUUUCAUCAGAGUGCAAGGUCUUAAAGAAAAAAACGUGAAAAUGGUUAUAAGUGGUGCACCAGAAGAUAUCAACGGAGAUUAUUAUCACCUAGGAGAUUAUUUAGGAUUUCCAUUUUUUAGACAACGCCGUAAUAAAAAAAGAAAUCAUCCAGGUUAUGUGCUCUAUAGAGGAACUGUCAUUUCAAAAUCUAAAGACCUUUGGGUCAUAGGCACAACUCUUGGUAGUAUUCAUGGGAUAAAGGCCUAUGCGAUUGACUAUCCUAAAGAAACUAUUGAAUCUAACUUAAAAUCAAGAUCCGGAUUUACCUAUUAUGGUGGAACAAGAUGGCCGCAUCAGUUACCACUCGGUACAUGGCGUACAUGGAUGCCUGUAGAUAAUUCGAUAAAAAUCAAUAUUUACAGUAAAGAGUUAAAAGGUCGCAAUGCCGAAAAUGUUGCUAAAGAAGUGCCUUUUCAAUGGAAGACCUUUGAGUCAUUAUUUGUGAACUUAGAAUAUAUUAAACCAGAUGAAUUGUUUAAACAUCAUGUAACACCUGUAAUUGGAAACCCAUUCAAUAAGAAACCUAAAAAGUUACCUCUUGGAUAUACUGAACCAAGUAUUAUGGACUUAAGUACUACUCAUCUAAAUGAACACUCCACAAAAAGAGAAAGUAUAGAGCAUCAACCAAUUAAAAAUGAAAAAUAUGAAAUUCAGAAUACUCAAAACAAACAAAUAAAUAUGACUUUAUCCAGUAAUAUUGAAAACCUCCAAAAGAAAAGUGUUAGUAUUUCUUCACUUAAUAAUCUAAAUUACGAUAUGAAGUGGGUCUGGAUUGGGAUAUCUAUACUAGCACUAUUAAUUAUCCUAAUUCCAAUAUACCAUUGUAUUCGUAGAUAUAAUUUAAAAAAUAAUAAACAUGACUAUAAAAAUCCUGUAAAUCAAGAUAUAAUUUUAGGAAGACCUGAGAAACUUCCACACCCCAACAAACAAUAUAUUAUAUAG